AUGAAUUUAUUCUCAGAAUUGAAGGAUAAUGAUCUGUUUAAUGGAGAUUUCUUGGACAAGAACUUGAUCCAGUUUUGCCUAAUGGAAAUUAUACAGGAAUUUACUUCAAUAACACCUGACACGUUCAAACGCAUACGCAGCAAGGAACGAAAGCACCGGAGAGCAUUUUUUCGUUUCCGCUGCGCCAUCUGCUUGGUCGUCAUCUUAACAAGAGCGUUCAGGAUUAGGAAAAAGUAUUUCAAUACGAAAAAGAAGGGAAGACGACAUUCUGGCGCCAAUGGCGGAGAAAGUAACAAGAGUGAUACAUUUAUUACCAGCUUGCAGACUAUCAGAUUGGCAAACUUUAAAAGCAGUAUAGCAUUAGAAUUACAGCUAUAUUUAACAAACCUACCAGAACAUAGAGACGAACGUCAGAUUAAGAAAAUCAUUUACUAUCUCCGAGCAACCAAGGCAUUCAAUAUUUUUCCAAGCGGGGUUGAAGAAGACCUUGCGCGUUUUAUUGGUUACGAUUGCUAUGACGACGGCCGAAUAAUCGCAUUUCAAGGAAGGAUACCCGAUCGAUUUUAUUACGUCAUAUCUGGAAAAAUACAACUCAUUCGUCAGUAUAAAUUGCAAACCGGUGUGGUAAAUAAAGUAAUGACAACAUUGCAAAAAGGAAGCUUUACAGAUGCUGAAGAACUAGAGCGACAAUGGUUACGACAGUGCCACCUCGUAUGUAAAGGCAUGGUUGAAGUACUUGUUCUCGAUAAACAUGUUUAUUUCCAAUUACGAAAUACAAUAAUAGGUCCUCCAAUAGAGUUUCUAAGAUCUCUUGAUUUACUCAAGGACUUUCCACUUGAAAUUUUCCAUCAACAUCCAGAGGCAAUACAGUACAAAUACUACAGAAAUCAAAACCAUAGACUUAAGCCUAGAAUAAAGAGAACCGACAGCACUAGAGCACCCCUUGACCUGCCUGUAUUAGCUAUUAUAGAACCGGAAGUUAGCCCAACACUUCAUAAGCCUAAAUAUUUUAGAAGCAGUGGAUUAUUUAUGACACAACGGUCGCGGACGGAUACUUCGGUAGCAAGUGGAGGACCAAAGCGUAAAGGAAACUGUCGGGAGCCUGCAGGCCCGCAAGAUGUUCAACGUUUGGCUUAUCUACAAGUUGAUACACUACAACAAGGAGACAUAUUUGGGUUGAAUGACCUUCUGGGUAAUACGCCAUCCGAUCAGUCAGGCAUUGCAGUGUGGAGUGAAGGUGCCGAAAUCGUUGCAAUCAACAAACGUUUCUUCAAGAACAACGCGGGUUUACCGACAAUGUUGCGAGUGGACAUGCUGAUCAGGGACUGGAUGAACGAGGAAGACGCUAGUGAUCGAAUUGAAACUCAAGAUUCGUGGCAGGAAUACAAAGCUGUAUUAAUGGAACGCAUGAUAGAAAACAAGGUCAAACAGGCACAAGCAAAAUCGCUGACGUCACUGUAAGCAGUCGGUUCAUAGAAAGAAUACAGAAUAAAGGCUAUUCGUAAACUUGUGUAAUGCAAUCAUACAUGUACCAUGGAUAGGCCUAUCAGUGGCCAUAUUUGAUUGGUCGUUCACCUUGGGAGACGCCUACAUGCGUACCGGCCAAAAUGAGACGACCAGGUGAAUGACGCAAACAGUACUCGACACGCAGCAAAGUGGAUGCGUACAUCAUAGCAUGGAGGAAAUCUUAAUAUAUUUCUUCCAUGAUCAUACAUGGUACUCAAAAUACAGGUUAUAACAGCCUACUGUAAACCUAUUUUAUCAUAAUUAUUUAAUCAAUCAAUCAUUAAUGUUGCAUGUCUUUUAAUAAUAUGUCCUGUUCUUCACUCAUAAGCCAGAAUUAGCUGGUCUCAGUUUUAAUUUGAAAGUGUGAAUAAAUAAAGAACUAACUUCAAAAAAUAUUCCGAUUUAUUCUGUCUACGAUUAUUUUCUUACAACUUUGCAUUGGAAAAACGGUUAAUAUUUUCUUACAGCUCGACCUCCAAUUCGAAACCACCUUUGGAACCUAAAAAUGUGAGGUGGUCUCAUGCCUGGUUUGGUCUCCAAUUGUAUGGUUACCGUUGUGUUAUUAUUCUCGAAAUUAGAGUGGUCUUGAUCAUUUUGGAGGGUGCACUGCACUGCAUAAAUUCCAUUAAAGCAACGUUUUGUUUCCAGACCACUUGAGUAUUUGGGUACAUGAAAAACAUAAUUUUUCGUUUUCUUUCCUUAUCAAUAAUGUCUGUUUCCAACGAGAUUUAUUUCUCAUUGUAAAAAAAUAUCUUUCCUUCAUUAAAUCAAGAUUAGGGACAAUCUAAGCAUUGACUCCAUUCUUGCCUUUAACAUCAACCAUGUAUAUUUUUACAUACGAUGUGAUUUAGUUUAUCAAUUCAAAUACUGUGCAACAGUAUUGGUAUGUUAAAUAAUAAUAAUAAUUAUGGUGGAUGUAUAUAUUUGAAUAAAUGUAAAUAAUUUUUUUUCCCAUGGAUUUUCUAUUGAUCUUCUUGUAACAUUAUUUCCAUUAUUCUAUGAUUAGUAUAUCUGACGAUGACAUCAAUAACUCAGAGCUCCCAAGUGUCCAGGAUUGAGCAGGAGUCUCCAGGAAUUUUGGUUCAUUCCCAUUCUCCAGGAAACUCCACAUUUCCUCCCUGAUUUUUAAAAAAUUUUCACAACUGGAGCUUACGCUAAGCUCAAUAUUCCCAUUCUUAUGCAGACAAUAUGGCAAACAUAAGUCUUAUCGAACAUUAUGGGCAGCAAUAACGAAUUAAAAGUGACCCAAAGCUGCCAAAUCAUCAUCGCUUUUAUGGUAAACAUGGUAACAAGUUUGUACAUGUUUGUACUUGCACACACGUUUACGUUAGUACACACGUUGCAAACCUCUGCCAAACCUGCACGACAAAUAAGCCAUUUCGUAGUUUUAACUAAGCAUGCCCGUACCCAAGGUCAAUCGACAUAAACGUAUGUUGUGUGUGUGUAUCAAAGAUCUUUGGUGUGUAUGUAUGGAUGUUUGUUUAUGUAGACUGACUUUGAUGUAAGCAUGCAUAGUUCAGACUAAGAAAUGGCUUAACCUCCUGGAAUUUGACUUCCAUAACUUGACCAAUCAGAAAUAGAGAUGUAAAUUAGUUAAAUCGUCUUCAAUGUUUAUUCACAGUAUAGAAGAAUAAAUAAACGUAUAUUGUUAUUAUAUUAUAAUGCUGCUUAGGCAAGAUUAUGCACAAAUAAAAUAGGCCUAUUACUACCUACAAUUUUGUCCAUAAAACAUUUAUCACUAAAAUGAAGUAACAUGUUCAUCAUGUACCAGAGUGAAAAUAAUAACCAACUGUUGCUGUUAAAUAUUCAUGAUUAUUUAAAUAGGGUGCUUUGGGCGAAAAUGUGAAAAAUUUAUGACGGGUUCUUACCGGUAUUAUAUCCGCGGGUGGUCUACCUGUUCGCGCAUGAUUUAUGCUUUAAAAGAACCACUAACCUCGGAUGUAAAUCUUAAGGUUAAUAGAGUUUCUAUCCAAUGAUUUCUAUUUUUCUGUUUUCAUCUCUCUAGAUAUAAUCUGUGCCUCAUUUCACAAGUGAUCAUUAAUAACAGUAGUCAAAAAUAACAAAAUAACAUCGUUUGCUAUAAUUGACACAUUUAUUAUUGGCCAUUUUAAAAAGGUAAAUUUGUAAUAACGGCAAUAGUCACAGCGUUGGUAUGUAUCCAGGCACAUAUCCUGGAAAUGGCAGGAUAUUUAAUUGGAAUAGAAGGCGGCAUCAACGGAGACUCAAAAUCAAGUGAUGAAAUGACAGAAGAAGCUACAACAAUAAGCAGCUUCAUUCAUGCAGCAUACAUGGCAAAUUCCCAAUAAAUUGCAGAUGUGCAUAUUGUGGGCGUAUAAACCAUGAAUAAACUUUCAUUCUUUCACAAUGGUAGUUUAAACUUUAUACCUUCUUAGUUUAAAAACAGCAAAUUACUACCAUAAUAAACAGUGAUCAAGUAUGCAUGCGACGUACGGACGUAAUAAGGUAACAAUCUGGAUUCUAGGCUAGCCCUCCAUUGAAAUAAUUUUUUUUUAUCAGUUUUGUUUUCUGAAAUGAACUGUAAAAGAAGCAGAAACCAGUAAAAUGUAAACAAAGUUUACUUCUGGCGUGUGCCAAAACAAAUUAGGAACAAUCAGAAAGGGAUUAAACAAAAAUGCUUCCUGCUGCUAACGCAUGCGCAAAUAGGUCAGUUUUGCUCCACCAAAACACUGCAAUUUGCAGCGUUGGAUUAUCGGCGGAUAUCAGUAGGAGGUUCGAGUUUAACACCUGUUCGAGCAUGGAGAAAAUAAGAACCGUAAAUGGCU
Anneissia japonica is the source of this 4289-nucleotide messenger RNA. RefSeq lists its product as uncharacterized. The coding region runs from base 1 to 1461 and encodes 486 amino acids. The record is from RefSeq and is a predicted model, not a curated record. The transcript is spliced from 14 exons. NCBI's taxonomy places the organism in Eukaryota, Metazoa, Echinodermata, Crinoidea, Comatulida, Comatulidae.